Messenger RNA from Symbiodinium sp. CCMP2592, 3123 nucleotides. Lineage: Eukaryota; Dinophyceae; Suessiales; Symbiodiniaceae. The record is from the annotation of a GenBank genome assembly.
AUGGCGACUCCGAUCGGUUCUCCCCGUGUCCCCUCGACUGUCGGUUCUUCACUAGUGACGCCAGUUGCUCGGGAUGUCGUGGAGCCCGAUGAUAGUGCCCACGACGAUCAGAGAGCUCAGCACCAUGCGCCGCUUUUGCCAUGCUCUGCUGCCGCUUUCGCAACGCCUGGCACGAUGCACGCCGGCAUGCUGCCUGCUCCUGCCACCGCUCGUGCUUUGCCUUUGUUGCCUGCCUUUUCUGCGUCCGCUGCUCCUGCUGCUUCCGCACCUGCCCUUCUUCCGACCGAUUCUUUGUCUUGUCCUCUGUCCCUUCGCGGGGAUCCAGAGGGCGCUCGGGCCCUCUUUGGGUCCGGGCCGGACGGCCGUGGUCCACCGAUUUCGGACCCGGCGUCCUUCCGUCCACCGCGCCCCGAUUCUUAUGGGCCGGUGGCAGGCCGCGGUGGAGCCUCGCUCCCCGACGAGCCUAUGAGCGAGCACCCGGGUGCACCCCAUGUUUCCGUCGCAACGAUUACCGCGGCGGAUCAUGGUGGUGCUGCCCCCGCCACCGAUAACGGCGGGAGGCUUCCCGGUCCCUGCGCUGUCAGGGCCCUGGUCGAUGAAGCCAUUGGGUCGGAAGCAUCCGCGCGUAUCGCCACCGAUAUUUUGGCGAUCGCGCAGGGUGUAUCCGACACCCAAGCCGACCUCGAUAUCCUGAGGAUCGGCGUCUCGGACAUUGCUGAAGCACUUGAAGACAAGAUCCGAGAAAUGUGGGAGCUUCUACAGGCCGAAAUGAGGAAGGAGCGUGAACUACACACGAUCUUUCAGGACUCCGUCCGCGAAAGGCGGAUUUCGGAUCAUGAAACUCUUGAAGAGCAUUUUGCGAGGCUCAACUCGAUGGUCAACGAUCGAUUCAUUGAGUUUGAUGAGCGGAUCCACCGAUUCAACGAAAAGCGUGCUGGAUCGAUAUCCAUGCAGCUUGCUGAGACGAUCCGCCACAUCAAGCAUUACCCUGAUGCGCUGCAGCAAAUUCAGAUCAAUAUCUCAAAUGCUGAGGCGCGCAUCGCUACGGUUGAGCAGAAUGCUACUCACCGUAUCGAGGUCAUUAGAACCGAAAUGAGCCGUGCUCUCUACGAUCAUAAGGAGAGUAACCGUGUUCUCAUCGAUCAGCUCACUGCUCGCAUUCAGCAUCUUGAGAGCUCUCAUGUCCGCAGGGGUGGUUCUGACAUGUCGACACCUUCGCGUCCGGAACGGACGCAGUUCUUCGACAUCAGUGACCAUGAUGGGGAUAUCCCACGUCCCGCGGACUUGCCGCCAGUUCCUGGUGCUCUAUUCCCUGGCGGACCGACUACAGCCAUUCCGAGAUCUUCUUUGUUAGGUCCGAUUGAUCAUGGCUCUCCGCCGGGAUGCAAUGCUGCGCCUGCUGAAAAGGCCUCAACGGUGCACUCUCAGACGAGUGGCAUCAAUCUUGAUGACAUUCUGAGGCGCGCGCAGCAACGAGUCGCUGAUGAUCAUCCUCCUGAAAGUCGCGGGCAAAAUAAUCCUGUUGAGCCCGUCCGACAAAAUUAUGGCCAAACGUCUGCCUCUUUUUCAGGAAGAUCUCCGAUUCCGACCGUUCCGUCCACAAAUGCCGCCGGAACGACAUCCGGCCAAGCUCCGAGUGUCAGACCCUUCCCUGUCGAUGAUGAUCUGGCCAUUCGCAGUGGCGUCCGCUAUGACCCUGAAACCCAGAGAUUUGCUCCAGAGCCCAAGCGGAGCCCUACAUUUCCGUGCCAGAUCUCAUAUGAUACGCGAACUGUUCCGGCAGGAAAGGGACCUUCAAGAUGGUAUGAUGCAAUGCUUGGCCGAUCCAAUCUCAUUGGCAGCGGUUCUGGUGCACCUGUUCUCCAAAGCGAGACUGAUACCUUCACGCUAGCACCGAGCGCAAGCGUCACUGGGACACUUCGACCUGCUGCCACUGAUGAUGUGGCGGUGGUGGACCACCCAGUGGCCCGCCCAGUGGCCCGCCCGGUGGUGGUGGCCCUCCUGACGGGAAUGGCCCGACUGAUGGUGGACUUGAUCCGCCUAGCAUCAGGCCCUCCGGCCGGCCGAGUGGGAAUGAUACUUUCCAGUGCGAGCGAUGCACCGGAACUUUCCCAACCACCGUGCGGCGAUCGUGCAUAUCUUGCCGACUCUCGUGUUGCAAUGGAUAGACAGACUGGGAAUCCGCCCGGUCCCAACGAUACGGGAUUCGGUGGACCCAAGGGCGAUGGAUCGCUGAGCGAGGCUAAGAAGGCGAAAUGCAAGUCCUUCCGACUCGAUCCCGAGCCGGAGCCCGCUCAGCUGCGGCGCUGGAUCGUCGACAUGAAGGAGCGAGUUGCAAAUGCAUUCGCGUACGAUCCCGGAUACGCACUCUCGUGGGUUGAGAUUCCCGAUGGUACACGAUAUGAAGACCUUCUUGAUGAGUGCAAGUACGGAAUGCUUGAGAAUGAAUGCAACUCUGCAUUCCGCGAGUGCGUCAAAUCCAUUGCACUAAAGAAUAAGAUCCAGACCGAAACCGAGCGCAUGCAUACGAUAAAUCGGCGACUCGGCAGCAGGCAGAUCUUGUGGUUGUUGUAUGAUUUCCUUCGACCACAUGUCACUGGCGAUUCGACCUUCAAGCUCGUCGAUCUGAUGAAGACCACGAUUGAUCGGUUUACUCAUGGAUCCGAGCAGGAGAGGCUAGAAGCCUUCUCCAAUCGGUGGGAUCAUGUUCUCGCUGGUAUCUCAGUCGAUCGUCCCGAGGAUCCUGUUCUCUGCGCACUCUUCUAUGAGCAGGUACGUGAGUUCCGCUGUCUCGAGCUCGAUAUGCAGUUGUGGGACAGGGACGUGUCUGUCCGGAACUACGCGUACUUGCGGACUGUCUGCGUCAAUGCGAUUACAACUUGGCGCCGGCGUCGCAACCAGGAGAAGAUACUCAAGAAGAGGGAGUCCCUACCGAAGGAGCUCGCCGAGGCGCUCGUCGCCCAGACGAUCCUCCCCGAGGCGCGGUUCGCCGAGGCGAUACUCGCCGCGCAGUCCGGGAAGGGCCGCUCCUGCUCCGACGCGCCCUGCGUCACGAUCUCCACGAGGGCGGGAAAUCUGCUACGAUUUCAAGAACGGCAGAUGUACGCGAGGAAGCGGUUGUAA